This is a messenger RNA of Tripterygium wilfordii, 2804 nucleotides long. Its product is annotated as alanine--glyoxylate aminotransferase 2 homolog 3, mitochondrial-like. The record is from RefSeq and is a predicted model, not a curated record. Gene Ontology annotation, cellular component: mitochondrion. Gene Ontology annotation, molecular function: pyridoxal phosphate binding; transaminase activity. NCBI's taxonomy places the organism in Eukaryota, Viridiplantae, Streptophyta, Magnoliopsida, Celastrales, Celastraceae. Bases 120 to 1556 code for a protein of 478 amino acids. The transcript has 9 exons.
CUCUCCGUCGCACAUACAAACAGAGUCCUGCAUUUUCGGCGGGUUCUUCUCUCCCAAACCAUAAACCCCCUCUCCCAACAACGUGUGUUUUCGAGGGGGAGAGAAGCACCGGAAACGAAAUGAUGUCGAGUUUUAUUACGAGGAGGGUAUUAUCGUCAGCAAAUUCUCUGAGCGCCGGACGUUGCUUCUCUCAGGUACCACAGAAGGAGGCGUCGAUUCAUGAAAAUGACGUUCCCAUUCCGAAAAUACCUUCUUUCGACUUCUCUCCUCCUCCCUAUACAGGUCCCUCCGCCGACGAGAUCAUGGCCAAGCGAAGGGAGUAUCUCAGCCCGUCCUUCUUUCACUUCUACACUAAGCCCCUCAACUUGGUAGAUGGGAAGAUGCAGUAUUUGUUCGAUGAGAACGGCCGAAGAUAUCUAGACGCCUUUGGAGGGAUUGCUACGGUAAGCUGCGGGCACUGUCAUCCCGAUGUGGUCGAGGCAAUUGUCAGCCAAACCCAGCGGUUGCAGCACUCCACUGUCCUCUAUCUCAACAACGCUAUAGCUGAUUUCGCCGAGGCCUUAGCCUCAAAGUUACCGGGAAAUCUCAAGGUGGUGUUCUUUACAAAUUCUGGGACGGAAGCAAAUGAAUUGGCUAUGAUGAUAGCAAGAUUAUACACAGGAUGCCAUGACAUAGUUUCACUGAGGAAUUCUUAUCAUGGGAAUGCCGCCGGGACUAUGGGUGCCACUGGACAGCGUACCUGGAAAUUCAACAUUGUACAGAGCGGAGUUCAUCAUGCAAUGAACCCAGACCCAUACAGAGGGAUGUUUGGCUCAGAUGGAGAAAAAUAUGCCAAAGAUGUGCAUGAUCAUGUUGAGUUCGGAACCUCAGGCAACGUCGCCGGUUUUAUAUCAGAAGCCAUACAGGGAGUAGGGGGCAUUGUAGAAUUGGCCCCAGGUUACUUGCCUGCUGUCUAUAAGACCAUAAAAAAUGCUGGGGGCCUUUGCAUUGCCGAUGAGGUACAGGCUGGGUUUGCUCGCACAGGAAGCCAUUUCUGGGGUUUCGAGGGUCAUGGCGUUGUUCCUGAUAUAGUCACAAUGGCAAAGGGUAUUGGAAAUGGAAUUCCUCUUGGUGCUGUGGUAACAACUCCUGAAAUUGCUGAAGUUCUUACUCGUCGGAGUUACUUCAACACCUUUGGUGGGAACCCUGUUUGUACUGCUGCAGGGCAUGCUGUACUGAAAGUUAUUGAGAGAGAAAAGCUUCAGGAGAACGCAUUCAAAGUAGGAUCCUAUCUGAAACAAAGAUUAGUUGAACUCAAGGACAAACAUGACAUAAUUGGAGAUGUGAGGGGUAAAGGACUUAUGCUUGGAGUUGAACUCGUGACUGACCGCGAACUGAAAACUCCUGCAAAAGCGGAAAUUAUGCAUGUAAUGGACCAGAUGAAAGAACUGGGAGUAUUGAUUGGAAAAGGAGGAUUCCAUGGAAAUGUAUUUAGGAUUACUCCUCCUCUCUGCUUUACCAAGGAAGAUGCAGAUUUCGUUGCAGAUGCGAUGGAUUACACAAUGUCGAAGAUGUGAAGCUGCCUAGCUAAAUAUAUGGAUCAAUAGUGAUGUCUGCCUUUGAUCAAUUGCAGACUAGCUAGUGUUGUCUCAAUCAAUUACAGUACAUUAUAAGUGAACAGAAUUUAUCCGUGUAGGUUUUCUUCUACUAUGAGUUGCUACUUGGGAAACGAUGAGCCAACACCUUGUUGCCUCUCGUUCAGAUAUUCGCUGUGAUCUUGAAUGUGCAUGCUCAGAACUCUCCCUUUACCUCAGACUUCCAAAAACUUAUAAGUGAAGGUAAUUGAGCUACACAAAUAUAUUGUUUUCUAAAAAGAGAAGAAACAGAUAAAUCGUAAAUUGCUCCUGCGUACAGUUCUAAAAAUCAUUUUUCCGGCAUAAUCAUAUGAUCAUAUGACUGUUAAAACUAGAAAGGAUUUUCUACACCGGCACGGGCACUGAAAGUACAGACAAAGGCAGUCACGUUGUCAAUAGUUCUUCUAGAGCCACUGGGCUGUAGAAGGUAGUCGGCAAUUCCGAAAACUCACUUUCAAUUAAAAAAGGGGCCCGAAAUGAUGAAGCCCAAAUGAUGAUUUGGGUGAUUGGGUCCAGACUUUUUAGUCCAUACCACAUCAUGAGUAUCUGGGCCCUGUUAACCAUCUUCUUGAAGCUCCCAUUAUGUUAACCAAGAAAAAAAGUGUAAGGAAAUAAAGAUCUGUAACUUCCUUUUUUGCAAUUUGCAAAAUACGAUGAACCUUACCUAGGAGCAUGUCCAACGCAUGACUCAAAAUAAGUAAAAACCAGUUUUUGGUCAUGUUUUUUCACUUUAAUGGCUUCUAACCGGUAACUUAAAAGCUUAUUCAUUUUCAGCUUUUCAUUUUUGCUAACUCAAAUCUCGGUGUCAAAAAACAUUACCUAUAUCUCAAAAUUAAUUUUUUUAUUGUUUCUCUGGUUCCUCCACACCAGACUCUUCACGCGAAUCCCCUUUGUUCACGAGAGUUGCUCCCGAUUGCGAGAGUCGGUAAACUCCUGUCUUGAACUCGUCAUACUGAAGUCACAGAUUCGCCCUGUAGAACCACAUCAGUCUUGCAAUCCACCGGAACCACCCGCUUGCCGUAGAAAAUCAUCAUUCUAUCCACCGGCGCAACUCACCCAAUUGCCACCAUCAAUCUCCUUCUUUGAGAGCUUCAAUUAGACGCUUCUUCUUCUUCGAAAGAUGAUUUCUCUGCAGAUUCAUCAGGUGAUGAGUCGAAGGAUGAUUCGGACAUGCGCUACAUGGUUGCGCUG